Symbiodinium pilosum is the source of this 1002-nucleotide messenger RNA. Lineage: Eukaryota; Dinophyceae; Suessiales; Symbiodiniaceae. The record is from the annotation of a GenBank genome assembly.
AUGGGCUGCUUCCAUAGCAAGGCAGCGCAGCCAGCGCAGCCAGAUGCCAAGGACUUGCCACGAUUGUUGGAUAGCCUGGCUGAGAAGCACGGUGCCAGCAAAGGAGGAAACACCGUUCAAGAUGCUGCGGCCAGCAGUGCUUGGCGGCCAGCCACUAGCCAAGAAGUUGAAAGCCGCCCAGAGCCGAGAUCUUCCCAGUCUGCCACCUGGACGCAGGAGCAGAGACAGCCCACAGUGGAGGUGGAAGAUACUGGGGUGACGAGCUCCUCGUGGUUCUGCUGCAUGGCGCAAAGGGCCUGGGAAUCGGAGCUGCUGCAGGUGGCCUCCGACUUGAAAUGCAAGCUAAGCGACCCGCACUUUGUGGCCAUGCGCUGCGAUCUGGACAGCUCGGGCGAUUCGGAUGCCCACGAGUUGAAGCAGGCGGCCAGGGUUUUUGGCAUGCGACCGUCCGAAGAAGAACUGCAAGAUCUCAUGGCAGGGCAUCAGCGAAUCACCAAGGAGCACUUUGCGAAGAUCAUCCUUGACUUCCAGCAACGACCGGAAUCAGCACAUUCACAGCGAGUGGUCCCGCACUCCUUGCGGGGCAUGGCCCUUGGCCAGCUGCAACAUUUGGAGGAAGUGUUCGUGAAAUCCGGUUGGUUGGCCAUGAAGUGCGACUCCUUCAAUGAAGAGCACGCAGAAGCAAUUUUGGCCAAGAAGAAGUUCAGACAAGCGCCGAAUUUAUACGCAUUAGACUCGUUUGUGGUGACCCCGAUGUCAGAGCCUGGAUGGUGUGCAACUUGCAAGCAGGACUCGAAGCAAACCAUACCUUGGGCAAACUUGAAGUCUUCAUUCUCUGAGCUGCUGAACCCUCAUGGCCUCUUGGUGCAUGUCUUCGUUUCACACUUCUGGGGCCACCUCUACAGCAGCACUGUUAUGGCGCUCAAUCUGUGGGCCUUGAAGCAUUUCAGCAACUAUGCUCGGCAUCCGUCUUUUGGAUUUGUCUCUCGCGGUGCAGGUUGA